AGAGGAAGAGACAUUAAUAUAUUUCCAUCCUUCAUAUGAGGCACAGAAAAGAUGGGAAAGGAAGCAUCCAAGCAGUCUUAUGUGACUGAGGCUAAAGAAAGCACUCUGUAAAGAGAACCCACUAUAAGGAUACUUAAAAUGGCCAUUUAAAUCAUGUUGCAACUUAUUGUGAUGUGCUUCCAGCCCCUUGGUCCUGUCAUGGGGGAACCUUCAGGGCAUCAAGUAUGUUAUAUUGCAGUCGCUGGCUCUGGAUCACGUGGCAUGCAGUCCUCCAGCAUCUCCCAGCAUCUGCUGCCUGAGGAGGCAGCCUCACUUAGCAUGAUUGAGCUGGCAUGUGCCCCUUAUUUGAAAGGCUCCCAGAGGGCUAUCUUCUAUUCAAAGGGCUGUACUGUCCACAUCUAGUUUAAAGGUAAAGAACCAUAAGAACUGCUUUCUGUCUACAUUUAGCAGGCUGAAUAGGUAGGUACACAGGUCUCUGUCUUCUACACUAUGGUAGAAGAAAUAAUAAUAUUUAUUAUUUCUAAUGUUCCUCUGGACAUAUAAAUCAGUAUGUGCAAAUCACUCUUUUUUUCCAUGAGACAUUUCAAUUCUAUGGCCUCCCAAUAUCAUUUUUGGUACAGGGCAGGAUGAGCAUAGGAUUUUUUAGAGUCCUGCACAAACCCGUCUGGUGACAGAGCUCCCCUUGCACACAAAAACAACCAAAAGACAGAACCUCACCAGUUGCCUCUUCAAGAAUGCAAACACUCUUGGAAGAGGGGAAGGGUGUGUGUGUGAAGGGUGAGAAGGGGAGGCACCCUAGCCUUUUUCCUUCUGCUUCCCUGAAACUUUUAUCUGGACAACUGAAAAUGGUAGUUUAGCAAUGAGAGACACAGUAGUGGCAGAGACUACUGCACAUAAGCUUCUGAGUUUCAUGCAGCAAGGCCAGGGGACCUAAGAUUACACUCUUUCCCCUUUUUGGCAAGUAGUAGCUACUUAUGAGUAGCUACUCAUAAGUAGCUACUCUAGGCUGAAUUGCCAUUCAUCUGUUCAUGUUUCAAUGUGUGGACAAUGCCAUCUUUAAAUUCUAGGAUUGAGCAUGGCCACGUGUGCAGGGAGGCACGGUUGGAGCAUAGAAUAGUAGAGUUGGAAGGGUCAAUAAGAUAAUUGGGACCACACACCCCUGCUAAAAGCAGGACUCCUGUUCAAGCAUUAGGACUGCAUUUAGAUUGCAAUCCUGCAAUAGAAUUGCAUUGCAGAACCUAUAGACUUACCUAAAAUUAAAAUACUAAUAAGAUUAUAUCUCAUAUUGUAAACCCAUUAUUAGCAAUCUGUUAACAGUGUUCAUUAGUUUGAUGCUACCGGGUACUACAGAGCACUUGAUUGCUCCCAUUGAGGCCCAGUUUAUCACAUACUGAACAUGAAAUGUGAGGGUACCACAAGAUGUGUCCUUCUGCCAAGGAAGCCAUGCCCCUUUCUUUUAGUCCAGUGAUCAACAUGAGCACAUAAUGAAACAGUUAUAGUCUUUAUUAAUCCUUGUUCUAGCACAGGAUCAUUGCAGUCAGUAAUUGUACAAUCAGACUCUCUUGUUGGAAAUUGCCAAAAAGCAGCUGGAAAAUAAGAUGGAAGUCUCUGAAGCAAUACUGGUGAGUAGCUGCAGAACCUGGGAUGAAAGGUUGUUAAGUGCGGUAAGGAGGUAUAAGAAUACAAUGGAUGCUCACAAGGUGGUACAGAUAAGUAUCUAGAGGAUCAGGAAGAAUGGACAUACAGCACAGUAAGGUAAGUAUCUGCAAAUUCAUCCUGGAUGCCUGCCAUUUAAUAGCUGCAGAGUUAGCAUAAGUGUCCAUAGAGUUAUAAAGUAAGUCAUUGCAGGAUGAAAGGGAAAAUGCCUAUGAAAAGAUGUUAUACAAGAUGUAGGUGUCGAGUCAGGAUGAUCUGCUACUGAGCUGCUGCUAAACUGAGCAAGUUUUUUCUUGUCCAUUUGAUCUUGUUAUUCCUAAUUGCACUGUUUUCUAGCAGCUCUUUGGACUUCUAAGGGUCCAGCAGUUCUUUCCCCCUUUCUGCUACCACAUUUUAUCCUUCUAUCCUUUGUUCCUUUUCAGUCACUUUCCCCAGCUGAGUUUUCCUUACUCCAGCCCUUUCUAGAUUUCAGACUUUUAUUCUGUGCUUCUGUUCCACCUGCUCCUCUAUUUUCAGAGUCCUUUAUCCAUUGAAGGAGUCCCUGUCCAAGUUCCCUUUCCUUCUGUCCAAACUCUGAGAUGGGCUACUUUUGCUGCACAACCAGGAAUAAUUUGAUAUUUCUCAGGUGGCCUAAAAUUUAGAUAAAUGCAACCUCACUCUAUCCUUUUACUUUGAAUGACAAGCUCCCAUGUAUCAUUCUCUGUCUCUCUCUCACACACACCCUUUUGUUUCAAUGUAAAAGUAUUGUUUCUUUCUUUCUUUUCUUUUUAAAGACAAUGCUCUUUGGCUUUCCCUGUGGCAGGUGUCAGUCAAGUCACCCCAAAAACUUUUGUUGUUCAAGGUGGAGAAGAAAAUGGUACUUGCCUCCACACCCAAAUCAGGGUGCACAGGAUCCAUGGCUAGUGGAUGACAGAUGUGUGGUUCAACCAGAGGCAGGCGACCUUUGCAAUCCUCCUAAGAAAUUCAGAGAUUGCCUUUUCAAAGUGUGUCCCAUGAACCGAUAUUCUGCACAAAAGCAAUACUGGAAAGCCAAGCAAGCAAAACAAGGGAACCACACCGAAGCAGCGCUGCUGAAGAAGCUACAACAUGCAGCGGAACUGGAACAAAAGCAGAAUGAAUGUGAGAACAGAAAAUUGCUGGGUGAAAUUGUGAAGUACAGCAAUGUCAUCCAGCUACUUCACAUCAAAAGCAAUAAAUACCUUACAGUCAAUAAGAGAUUACCAGCUCUGUUGGAGAAGAACGCUAUGCGGGUUUCUCUGGAUGCUGCUGGGAAUGAAGGAUCCUGGUUUUACAUCCAACCCUUUUGGAAACUGAGGAGUGAAGGUGACAAUAUCGUGGUGGGAGACAAAGUUGUCCUAAUGCCGGUCAAUGCAGGGCAGCCUCUCCAUGCCAGCAGCAUAGAACUCCUUGAUAACCCAGGGUGCAAAGAGGUCAAUGCUGUCAAUUGUAAUACCAGCUGGAAAAUAACCUUAUUCAUGAAAUACAGUUGCUACAGAGAAGAUGUUCUCAAAGGUGGAGAUGUUGUCAGAUUGUUCCAUGCCGAACAGGAGAAGUUUCUGACCUGUGAUGAGUAUCAGAAGAAACAACAUAUCUUCCUUCGCACAACAUUGCGUCAGUCAGCCACUUCUGCAACAAGUUCUAAAGCUCUGUGGGAAAUAGAGGUGGUACAUCAUGAUCCAUGCCGUGGAGGUGCAGGACAAUGGAACAGCCUUUUCAGAUUUAAACACCUGGCAACUGGCAACUACUUGGCUGCAGAGCUUAAUCCACACUAUCCAGAUGGUAGUAACGAGGAAAAGGCUGUGCAGAGAGACAGUGAACUUCUCACUUCAAAGAAGAAACGACAGGCAGGAGAGAAGAUUAGGUAUACUUUGGUGUCUGUGCCCCAUGGAAAUGACAUUGCCUCUCUUUUUGAACUGGAUGCUACCACUCUUCAGCGAGCAGACUGCCUGGUUCCAAGGAAUUCAUAUGUUCGACUGAGACACCUCUGCACCAACACAUGGGUCACCAGUACCAGUAUUCCAAUAGACAAAGAUGAAGAAAGGCCUGUCAUGUUGAAGAUCGGAACGUGCCAAACAAAAGAAGACAAGGAAGCGUUUGCUAUCGUGUCAGUUCCUCUGUCUGAGGUUAGAGAUUUGGAUUUUGCUAAUGAUGCCAACAAAGUUUUAGCAUCAACAGUUCAAAAGUUGGAGAUUGGAUCUGUAACACAAAAUGAAAGGAGGUUUGUAACCAAGUUACUGGAAGAUCUAAUAUUCUUUGUUGCUGAUGUGCACAAUAAUGGCCAGGAAGUUUUGGAUGUAGUUGUCAUUAAGCCCAAUCGUGAGAGGCAAAAAUUAAUGAGGGAACAAAAUAUAUUGGCACAGAUUUUUGGGAUCUUAAAGGCCCCAUUCAAAGACAAGGCAGGUGAAGGAGCCAUGCUGAGACUUGAAGAUCUGGGGGAUCAGAGAUACGCACCAUACAAAUACAUGCUGAGGCUUUGUUAUAGAAUCCUACGGCAUUCCCAGCAGGACUACAGGAAAAAUCAGGAAUACAUUGCAAAGAACUUCUGUGUCAUGCAGUCCCAGAUCGGCUAUGAUAUUUUGGCAGAAGAUACUAUCACAGCUUUGUUGCACAACAACAGGAAGCUGCUGGAGAAACAUAUCACAGCUAAAGAAAUAGAGACAUUUGUGAAUUUACUCAGGAGGAAUAGGGAGCCAAGGUUCUUGGACUAUCUAUCAGAUCUGUGUGUUUCUAACACAACUGCAAUUCCAGUCACUCAGGAACUUAUUUGUAAAUACAUGCUGAGCCCAGGAAAUGCUGACAUUCUUAUUCAGACCAAGUUGGUUUCGAUGCAAAUGGACAACCCGUUGGACUGCUCCAUGCUCUCUGAUGAUAUGGAUGAGGAAGAGGUUUGGCUCUACUGGAUUGACAGCAACAAGGAACCUCAUGGUAAAGCCAUCAGGCAUCUUGCUCAAGAAGCUAAAGAGGGUACCAAAGCUGAUUUAGAAGUCCUUACUUACUACAGGUAUCAAUUGAACCUCUUUGCCAAGAUGUGCUUGGACCGCCAGUAUUUGGCUAUAAACCAGAUUUCCACACAGCUCUCAGUGGAUCUGAUCCUGCGCUGCAUGUCAGAUGAGAGCCUGCCUUACGACCUACGAGCAUCAUUUUGCCGCCUCAUGUUGCAUAUGCAUGUGGACAGAGAUCCUCAGGAGACAGUGGUGCCUGUGAAGUAUGCCAGGCUGUGGACUGAAAUCCCUACCAAGAUCACUAUUCAUGAGUAUGAUUCUUUCACCGAUUUGUCACGGAAUGACAUGAAGAGGAAAUUUGCUUUGACAAUGGAAUUUGUGGAAGAGUACUUGAAAGAAGUUGUGAACCAGCCCUUUCCUUUUGGAGACAAAGAGAAAAAUAAGCUAACCUUUGAGGUGGUGCACCUGGCUCGCAAUCUCAUAUACUUUGGUUUUUAUAGUUUCAGUGAGCUCCUUAGGCUGACCAGAACACUACUGGCUAUCCUUGAUAUUGUACAAGUGCCUAUGUCAUCCUACCUUGAAAGAUUAAGCAAAUUUCAGGAUGGAGGCAACAAUGUUAUGAGGACCAUUCAUGGUGUGGGAGAGAUGAUGACUCAAAUGGUACUCAGUAGAGGUUCUAUCUUGCCUAUUUCUGCACCUGACAUACCCCCAAGUGUCCACCCAAGCAAACAAGCUAGCAUUGUAGAGAGUGAGGAUGUCACUGUGAUGGACACCAAGUUAAAAAUCAUUGAGAUUUUACAGUUUAUUCUUAGUGUUCGACUUGACUACCGAAUAUCCUACAUGCUUUCUAUUUACAAGAAAGAAUUUGGAGAGAGCAAUGAAAAUGUUGAUAGUUCUGUGACAUCUCCACCUGACGUGCCAACGAUCACCUCAGCGGUUGUUCCUGACAUAGAUGAAAUUGCUGCUCAAGCAGAAACUAUGUUUGCUGGCAGAAAAGAAAAGAAUGCUGUCCAGCUGGAUGAUGAAGGGGGUAGGACAUUUUUGCGAGUCCUCAUUCACCUUAUUAUGCACGACUACCCUCCUUUGCUUUCGGGGGCCCUGCAGCUGUUGUUCAAACACUUCAGCCAACGAGCAGAGGUCUUGCAAGCAUUUAAGCAGGUCCAGCUGCUGGUAUCUAAUCAAGAUGUGGAUAACUACAAACAAAUUAAAGCUGACCUUGACCAGUUAAGGCUUACUGUAGAAAAAUCUGAACUCUGGGUUGAAAAGAGCAGCAGUUAUGAGAGCGGAGAGCUGGGUGAAAGUCAAGCAAAAGGAAGUGAUGAGCCCAUUGAGGAAUCAAGUAUGUUAAGUCCGGUCCAAGAUGGAAGUAAAAAACCUCAGAUUGAUAGCAACAAGAGUAACAACUAUAAUAUUGUUAUGGAGAUUUUGAUCCGCUUAAGCAGACUCUGCAUCCAGAAUAAAAAGUGUCGAAAUCAACAGCAGAGAUUGCUUAAAAAUAUGGGAGCACACAGUGUUGUAUUGGAUCUUCUGCAGAUACCCUAUGAAAAGAUUGAUGAAAAAAUGAAUGAAAUUAUGAACUUAGCUCACAUGUUUCUUCAGAAUUUCUGUCGUGGAAAUCCUCAGAAUCAAGUUCUCCUUCAUAAGCAUCUCAACUUAUUCCUAACACCUGGUCUUCUUGAGGCUGAAACCAUGCGGCACAUAUUCACAAACAAUUACCAUCUGUGCAAUGAAAUUAGCGAGCGGGUGGUUCAGCACUUUGUGCACUGCAUUGAGACUCAUGGCCGCCAUGUGGAAUAUCUGCGCUUCCUUCAGACCAUUGUAAAGGCAGAUGGCAAAUACGUCAAGAAAUGCCAGGAUAUGGUAAUGACAGAGCUAGUCAAUGGGGGUGAAGAUGUGCUGGUGUUUUACAAUGACAGAGCAUCAUUUCCGAUCCUCCUUCAAAUGAUGUGCUCUGAGCGAGAGCGAGUAGAUGAGAGUGGACCUUUGGUUUACCAUAUCACUCUGGUAGAAUUGCUAGCGGCAUGUACAGAAGGGAAGAAUGUCUACACUGAGAUCAAAUGCAAUUCCCUUCUUCCACUGGAUGACAUAGUGAGAGUUGUGACUCACGAUGACUGUAUACCUGAGGUGAAGAUUGCAUAUGUGAACUUUGUCAAUCAUUGCUAUGUAGACACUGAAGUGGAAAUGAAGGAAAUUUAUACUAGUAAUCACAUCUGGAAGCUGUUUGAGAACUUCCUGGUUGAUAUGGCAAGGGUUUGCAACACAACCACAGACAGAAAGCAUGCAGACGUAUCUCUGGAGAAGUAUGUCACUGAACCAGUAAUGAACAUAGUGAGUGGCUUCUUCAAUUCCCCAUUUUCAGACAACAGUACAAGCCUCCAGACACACCAGCCUGUUUUUAUUCAAUUGCUACAGUCUGCAUUUAGAAUUUACAACUGUACGUGGCCAAAUCCAGCACAGAAAUCUUCUGUGGAGUCUUGUAUCAAAACUUUAGCUGAAGUCGCAAAGAACCGUGGAAUUGCAAUUCCAGUGGACUUGGACAGCCAGGUGAAUACACUGUUCAUGAAGAGUCACUCCAAUAUGGUUCAGAGAGCAGCUAUGGGCUGGAGAAUGUCUGCCCGCAGUGGUCCUCGUUUGAAAGAGGCCCUUGGAGGACCUGCCUGGGAUUACAGGAACAUCAUUGAGAAACUACAGGAUGUGGUUGCCUCCCUCGAGCAGCAAUUCAGCCCUAUGAUGCAGGCUGAAUUUUCAGUGUUGGUUGAUGUACUGCAUAGCCCUGAACUCCUGUUUCCUGAAGGAAGUGAUGCUAGAAUCAGAUGUGGGGCUUUCAUGUCUAAGUUGAUAAAUCAUACAAAAAGGCUAAUGGAGAAGGAAGAAAAACUCUGUAUCAAAAUUCUCCAGACUUUACGAGAAAUGCUUGACAAGAAGGACAGUUUUGUGGAAGAGGGCAGUAACCUGAGGAAAAUCCUUCUCAAUCGCUAUUUUAAAGGUGAUUACGGAAGUGUCAUCAAUGGCCCACUCUCCAGUAACUAUGGCAAAGCCCCACAAGGAGGAGGUGGAUUUUCGGGACAAGAUUCAGAUAAGUCUGGUGUGUCAAUGCAUGAUAUUCAGUGCCUUCUGGAUAAAGAAGGAGCAUCAGAACUUGUCAUAGAUGUCAUAGUUAGCACCAAAAAUGACAGGAUCUUCUCUGAAGCCAUUUUGCUCGGUAUUGCAUUGCUUGAAGGUGGAAACACACAAAUUCAGUAUUCCUUUUAUCAGCAACUGAAUGAGCAGAAAAAAUCUGAAAAGUUUUUUAAAGUUCUGUAUGAUAGACUGAAAACAGCCCAGCAGGAAAUCCGAUCAACAGUUACAGUGAACACAAUUGAUCUGAGCAGCAAAAAGAAAGAUGAUGACAAUGAUGUGACCAUAUCGGUUCCCAAAAAAAGAGUAAGAGAAUCCAAUCUGCAUCUGAAAGAAGGUAUGAAAGGGCAAUUAACAGAAGCCUCUACAGCAACAUCCAGAGCUUAUUGUGUGUACCGCAGAGAAAUGGAUCCAGAAAUCGAUGUCAUGAGUACAGGAACAGAUGCAGGAAAUGCAGAUGAGAAAUCCUCAGAAGAAAUUACUAUGAGCCCUGCCAUUGUAAUCAUGCAACCAAUACUGCGGUUUCUUCAAUUGUUAUGCGAAAAUCACAAUCGGGAACUCCAGAACUUCUUAAGAAAUCAAAACAACAAGACCAACUACAACCUAGUAUGUGAGACACUGCAGUUUUUGGAUUGUAUUUGCGGAAGUACUACAGGUGGGCUAGGACUUUUGGGCUUGUACAUCAAUGAGAAGAAUGUAGCUCUGGUGAACCAAACACUUGAAAGCUUGACUGAAUAUUGCCAAGGCCCAUGCCAUGAAAAUCAGUCCUGCAUAGCUACACAUGAGUCCAAUGGCAUAGACAUUAUCAUUGCUCUGAUCCUAAAUGAUAUCAAUCCUCUUGGAAAAUACCGUAUGGACCUCGUGCUUCAACUGAAGCGGGCGGCCUUCCGUAAGUGUUCUCCCACUGAUCCUCAUGAUCUGUGUCUUCUCUGUCUUGGAGAAGGACACAGAACCGACAUUGCCAGUCGUUCAACUGGCAGGCUUGCAAAAAUCAUGACAAUAGGCUGUGCAAAAUGCUGUGGGACCAAGUACUGGUUGUGAUGAAGCAGGUCUCAGCUGAGGCCAGCACUUCAGCAGCUUCAGGCCCAUCAAAAGCUGCUCCUUCUCGCCCACCUGAAGGGGACCUGAUUGGCAAGGAUGGAAAGCGCUCCUUGCAUUCUCCUCCCCGUAAACUGAAGGAGAAGAGGAAGCAUGUCAGGUCUGAGGAAUGUCAAAAUCAUAGUGUCUUAAGAAGGACAAGUCUGACAAAGCCAAGCGCAGGCACAAAAAACAUGACAAAGUGCCCUGCUCGGACCCGACUGCUGCUUCGAUCCCGACUCCAGCCAGACCUCCAGUCCGCCAUUCUGUCAUGUAAGUGACUCAACCAGCGUAACCCCAUGGAUUACCAUCUUGGCACCUUCCAGUCCUGAGCAUUCUGAUCCGUUGGCCAGAGGGCCCAUGUCUGAUGGGAAGAUCCGAGAAUCUCCUCAUUCACGACCAGACCAGCCACCUGUGAGAUCGCCAACUCCAAGGGCACCUCAACGCCCAUGCUCCCUCUUACCACCGCAGGCUCUCGCACCACACUGUCGAGGUACUGGGUCCCCCUAACAUAUGGGGAAUUCGAUCCUGAUCGGCCUUAUCUGUGGGAUUUCUACCCCCCCAUAUGGAUACUACCCACAACCACCAAUGUGUCCCCACCAUUCCACUCCUCAUUCGGUAUCAAGAGACGCUCUGUCAACUUCUGCUGCAGCUCUCACCCAUCCACCACCAUCUCCUGAUGGGUCCUCAUCUAGCCCACCAUACCAGUCCGAUUCUGACUUGGAGGGCUCCCAACAAGCCUCUACCUCUCCCAAUGCUGUAAUCUCCACUCAAGGUCCAGGAUCUCUGGGUGACCCCCAGGGUAGUUUUUCUGAGCUACUGUUGAGGAUGACAAAGUCACUGGAGAUAGAUAUAUAACACCAUUUCGAUGCCAAUCUAGAUAAUAUCUGUGACAUCGUACAUAAAGAUGACCCUUCAUCCAUCGCCCUGCCAUUCAUCACCACUCUCCAACAGGCAGUGACUGAUACCUGGCAGCUCCCAAAUCAUCCACAUCCCACCUCUAGACGGUUAGAGGCGAUGUAUAAAGUUCAGGAGCAGGACAUUCCGUUCCUGCUUAAACACCCACAGUCAAACUCAAUAGUCAUUGAGCUGUCGCAAGGCCAGCAAACCAGAGAACAUUCAAGGAAGACAGAAAAAUCAACAUGAUGUCUCCCUGAAUCUACGCCGCAAUGGGACUCGGUCUAUGCAACUAUGAGGCCACCAUAGCCCAUUACCAAUUCUUCCCUUGGCAAAAGAUCGAGUCCCUCACUGCAUACCUCCCAGACCAGCAAAGGGAGCUGGCCUGCCUGUUUAUUGGUGAGGCAAUGUAGCUAUCCAGACAACAACUAAACACGGUGAGGCAUCAUGUCAAUUGUGACUCCAGGGCUCUCGUUGGUGCUGUAGCCCUUCAGCGUCAUACCUGGCUGUGAUCUGGAAACCUGCCUCAAGAAACUAAACAAUGCAUUGAGAAUAUGCCAUGUGACGGCUCUGGACUUUUCCAUGUGAAGACAACUUGAAAAUAUUCAAAAAGCUUGCCUGACCACAUGACACAUGGAAGCUCCCUUGCAGCAGAGACGUAAGUGGCCAUGGACCGGAACCCAGUACCGGUACGAGCCCUACCACCAGCCAUACCCCAUGGGAUGCCUGCAGUAUAGUCAAAGUCAGCAGAGGAACCGAGGGCAAAAUGCACCACGAUACCAGCAACCUAGGCGCCAACCAGAGGCAGACAAAUGACGGUGCUGAUGAGACACAUGAACCUCUCCUCAAUCCAUCAACCUACCUUCCCCUCUCCCUUUUGAGGACUGGCUGCAAAGCCAACUUCCCAUCUGGGAGUCCAUCACAUCUGACAGGUGGGUUAUUUCCAUAGUAGAGCAUGGAUAUAAAUUGAAUUGGAGACUGUGCCGCCUUCUGAUCCCGAUUUAUAAACUUCAUCGCUCCAAAGGACUGCACGGUUUCUACUCCAGGUACUUUAUGCUACUGAAACGAGAUGGUGAUCUAUGCCUCAUUCUGGACUUCUAUGGACUCAAUAAAUAAAUUAAAAUAAAAUAAAUUCAGAAUGACCACUCUCCAGAAUAUACUUCCAUUGCUCAGGAAAGAGGAUUGGUUCGCAUCGCUGGACUUGAAAGAUGCUUACUUUCACAUCAGCAUCCAUCCUGCUCACAAGUGCCUCCUUUGGUGCACUGUUGGUACCGAUGCCUCCGAAUAUAACGUUCUUCCCUUUAAGCUCGCCACCGCUUCAAGAGUCUUUACCAAGUGCAUGGCUCCAGUUUGUGCCCAUCUUAGACUGCAGGUUGUCUACGCCUACCCUUGCCUUGAUGAUUGGCUCAUCAUCUCCUCAUCGAGGGAUGACCUUUUGACCUCGAUUGAUGUCACCUGUUCUUUGCUUGACCAACUGGAACUGGGUAUUAACACUGAGAAAUCAUGCCUCUUUCUCUUCCAGGUCAUCAGCUUCAUCAGAGCAUGCCUGGACUCUCUGCACAAAUGAGCCUUCCUUUCUCGGGACCGACAAGAAAGACUGAUCACCUCUAUUUGCCAGAUCAAUGCCCAGCAGACUGUUUCUGCACAUUCGAUUCAACAGAUGCUUGGUCAUAUGGUGUCAACGAUUUCGGUGGUGUCAAAUGUGAGAUUGCGAAUGAGACCUUUGCAGCUCUGGUUCAAUCGCAAUUUCCACCCGGACCGCAAUCAACCCAACUGACUACUACAACCUCUGCACUUGGUCCUCCAGACCUUGUCCUGGUGUACUGUUGAUACCAAUUUCCUGCAGAGUUCCAUUCCGUGCACUUGAACCAAAAGUGACCCUUUAUACCGAUGCUUCACUGACUGGAUGGGGUGCCUAUCACAUGUCUCUUUGGACCCAAGGCAUGGACAUGAGACCACCAGGAAUAUCAACUACCUGGAAUUGCUGGCGGUCUUCAGAGCGUUAUGUUCCUUUCAAACCUUCCUCCAAGACCACACAGUCCAGAUUGCGUCAGACAACAUUGUGACCGUGUUCUAUGUAAACUACAGGGUGGUACAAAGUCAGUACCGUUGGCACAUCUCACCCUUCGCAUGUGGAACUGACCCACAGGAUUACUGCUCUAGCUGUCCAUCUCACAGGCACCGACAACGAGGAAGCCGACUCCUUCAGCAGACACAUGUCGACGACACACAAGUGGGAGCUAGAUCGACAAGUCUGCUUACACCUGUUUCAGCUUUGGGGAACACCAGACAUAGACUUGUUUGUGACCCAUGACAACUCUGUCUGCAGGUCAUACUGCUCCUGAGCGGGCAUCAGCCUGAAUUCAACUGGGGAUGGACUCAUGGUUUUGUGGAAGAACAAAUUCUUCUAUGCAUUCCCACUGAUACCGCUAAUAACAAGGACGAUUGCCAAAAUCUGGCAAGAUGACAUGGAAUUCUCAUCACCCCUUGGUGGCCCUGUCAGUCGUGGUUCCCCACUCUUCUCCAGUUUUCAC
Messenger RNA from Varanus komodoensis (Komodo dragon), 12223 nucleotides. RefSeq names its product inositol 1,4,5-trisphosphate receptor type 2 (gene ITPR2). Gene Ontology annotation, molecular function: inositol 1,4,5-trisphosphate-gated calcium channel activity; inositol 1,4,5 trisphosphate binding. Lineage: Eukaryota; Metazoa; Chordata; Lepidosauria; Squamata; Varanidae. The record is from RefSeq and is a predicted model, not a curated record. Gene Ontology annotation, biological process: calcium ion transmembrane transport. The transcript has 46 exons. Gene Ontology annotation, cellular component: endoplasmic reticulum; membrane. Bases 2433 to 8756 code for a protein of 2107 amino acids.